AUUUUCGGUAUCAGGAAAAAAAAAACGAGAAGUAAUCACCAGUGUUUCCCGCCUUUGGAAGACGCAGCAGCAUUUUAGUUUCUGGAUUUCUCCAUUCCUUUUCAGUUCCGUUCUGCCUCCCUCGAAAAAUUUAGGGUUCCCGAAUUGCCGUCGGUGAUGUCGGAGCUGAGCUGGAGACACCAGACCCUCAUUCAAGCUUUGUUAUCACGUGGCCCUCUCAAGGACGAUGAGUUCCAUUCCAUCUUCACCGCCCUCACUGGCAAAAACUCAGGUGCUCAUAAACGGCUAUUUGAUGAAUACCUCCUGAAGAUAAAUAAGUCACUUUCUUAUGUUCAGUGUGAGUUACGGGGCUUCCGAAACCAAUACGAUGGACAGAUUUACUAUGGGGUGGUCAAUAAUAUUUCUGACGAACAGUCCAAGCUGGGAACGAAAUAUUCGGUUCCCCAGAUUGCUUUCUUCAAGGCAAUUAUAGAAGCAAUUCUGCAAGAUGCCGCAGCGGAAGGUAGCAUAUCUGACAUCGAUGUCCUUAAUAUACGGUUGGAGACUCAGGUUUUGACUGGCACAGGAUCGCAAUCACAGGGCGGUCCAACUCAAGUCCCUCCUGCACUUAAGAAUUUCUCAAUAUCUCAGAAGCAAAAAGCUCUGGAUGAACUUGUGCGGGAUCAGUGGCUUACUCGUACCCCUGAUGGUAACAUCGGACUUGGUGUCAGAUCCUUUCUUGAUCUGCGCAGCUAUUUCCGUAAUAACGAUAUUCCUCCAUGUCAAGUAUGCAACGAAGCUGGAGUGAAGGCAGAGUUGUGCCAGAAUGAAUCUUGUACAGUCCGAGUUCACAAGUACUGCCUAAAGAAGUUAUUUUCUCAAAGAAAGGGUGAAAGAGUUUGUCCAAGUUGCGGGACUCAAUGGCAUUAUGUAGCACCUAAACCGGAGCUCAUAGAGGAAGAGAACGAGGCAGAAGCACCCACCCAGAGCCAGCCACCGUCAGGAUCUAAAAGAAAGAGGCUUGAAAGCAGCAAGCCCGGCGAUGCAAAUGCAGUUCGAACGGGUCCCUCUCAAGCUUCUAGACCUACUUCUGAUCUGAGAAGAACAACCCGAAGUACCACCCGUUCAAAGUAAGCGUCAUGCUCCCUUCAUUAAGGGACAACUGGAAAUAUGCUGUAUAGUUUUGCUUUGAAACAGCUGAGAUACGCUGCGUGGAGUGAGUGGUUGCGACUGGAAUAUAUGGUGGAAUGCUUCACAAGUCUCUGUUUUUUGAUAUCCCAAGUAUUCCGCAACGAACUGUGAUACCAUAUUAGAUUUUUUCUGAGUAGCCUGAAAACAGCUGGACGAAUUUAUGUAUAAUAUUUGAUUCUCCGUUCAUUUCCUACCAACAAUGUAAACUCUCAUUCCUUUUCCUCGGCUUGGAAUGCCAACUGGAUCCCGUUUAACUUA
Juglans regia (Persian walnut) is the source of this 1428-nucleotide messenger RNA. Its product is annotated as non-structural maintenance of chromosomes element 1 homolog. The coding region runs from base 157 to 1113 and encodes 318 amino acids. Gene Ontology annotation, molecular function: ubiquitin-protein transferase activity. NCBI's taxonomy places the organism in Eukaryota, Viridiplantae, Streptophyta, Magnoliopsida, Fagales, Juglandaceae. Gene Ontology annotation, biological process: DNA damage tolerance; double-strand break repair via homologous recombination. The transcript has 6 exons. Gene Ontology annotation, cellular component: nucleus; Smc5-Smc6 complex. The record is from RefSeq and is a predicted model, not a curated record.